Messenger RNA from Kazachstania africana CBS 2517, 915 nucleotides. It is a transcript of the gene KIN28, whose product is annotated as TFIIH complex serine/threonine-protein kinase subunit KIN28. Bases 1 to 915 code for a protein of 304 amino acids. Gene Ontology annotation, cellular component: nucleus; cytoplasm; transcription factor TFIIH holo complex. Gene Ontology annotation, biological process: positive regulation of transcription by RNA polymerase II; protein phosphorylation. The transcript has a single exon. NCBI's taxonomy places the organism in Eukaryota, Fungi, Ascomycota, Saccharomycetes, Saccharomycetales, Saccharomycetaceae. The record is from RefSeq and is a predicted model, not a curated record. Gene Ontology annotation, molecular function: cyclin-dependent protein serine/threonine kinase activity; RNA polymerase II CTD heptapeptide repeat kinase activity; ATP binding.
AUGGAGUAUAGUAAAGAAAAGAAGGUAGGUGAGGGUACAUACGCUGUUGUUUACGUAGGAACACAACGUAGUACUAAUAGACAGAUCGCUAUAAAAGAAAUCAAAACAUCUGAAUUUAAAGAUGGUUUGGACAUGUCUGCUAUAAGAGAAGUGAAAUACCUACAAGAACUAAAUCAUCCAAAUGUUAUUUCCCUGAUAGAUAUAUUCAUGGCAUACGAUAAUUUGAAUCUAGUGUUGGAGUUUUUACCAAGUGAUUUGGAAGUUAUUAUCAAAGAUAGAAAUAUUCUAUUCACGCCUGGAGACAUUAAGGCAUGGAUGUUAAUGACAUUGAGAGGGAUUCAUCACAUACAUCGAAAUUUUGUACUGCACAGAGAUUUGAAGCCAAAUAAUUUACUAUUAUCACCGGAUGGUAUGAUCAAGAUUGCAGAUUUUGGUCUCGCGAGAAUAAUGCCAGGACCUAGGGAAACACUGACAAGUAAUGUGGUGACCAGAUGGUACCGUGCUCCAGAACUAUUAUUUGGUGCUCAGCACUAUACUUAUGCGAUUGAUAUCUGGUCGAUUGGUAUUAUAUUUGCGGAGUUAAUGCUCAGAAUACCAUAUUUACCGGGACAAGACGAUGUAAGUCAAAUGGAAGUCACUUUCAGAGCCCUUGGAACGCCAACAGAUAAAGAUUGGCCGGAAGUCUCGAGCUUUCCCAGUUACAACAAACUACAAAUAUAUCCCCCUCCCUCAAAGGACGAAUUCAGGAAAAGAUUCAUUGCUGCACCAGAAAGCGCAUUAGAUCUAAUGAACGGCAUGUUGACAAUGAAUCCACACAAGCGUUGGGACUCUUCACAGUGUUUACAAAGCGUAUAUUUCACUGAAUUACCGCCACCAUCAAAUCCUGAGGAUAUGAAGAAUUUUCUUAAAAAAUAG